Ahaetulla prasina is the source of this 2885-nucleotide messenger RNA. RefSeq names its product succinate-CoA ligase GDP-forming subunit beta (gene SUCLG2). NCBI's taxonomy places the organism in Eukaryota, Metazoa, Chordata, Lepidosauria, Squamata, Colubridae. Gene Ontology annotation, cellular component: succinate-CoA ligase complex; mitochondrion. The coding region runs from base 72 to 1373 and encodes 433 amino acids. Gene Ontology annotation, molecular function: succinate-CoA ligase (GDP-forming) activity; ATP binding. Gene Ontology annotation, biological process: tricarboxylic acid cycle; succinyl-CoA metabolic process. The transcript has 11 exons. The record is from RefSeq and is a predicted model, not a curated record.
GGCCCGAUCGAGCCCUGGAGCCGCCCCUGCUCGGGCGGAAGCUCCUCCCCGGUUUACCCGCGUGGCUGAAGAUGGCGUCUCCCAUGGUGAGCCAAGCUGGGAUCGUAAUCCGAGAUUUGCCUUUGCUCAGAGCCAGCCUGCUCAGGAGGCGCAAUCCGGGUAUUCAGUUAACUCCUAGACGAUGGCUAAACCUGCAAGAAUACCAGAGUAAGAAAUUGAUGGCUGAUCAUGGGGUCACAGUUCAGAAAUUCUUCGUGGCUGACACUGUAAAUGAUGCUAUUGAGGCCGCUAAAAGAUUACAAGCAACAGAAAUUGUGUUGAAGGCUCAGAUCUUAGCUGGAGGAAGAGGCAAAGGUGUGUUUAGCAGCGGUUUGAAAGGAGGUGUACAUUUAACAAAAGACCCUAAAGAGGUAGGACAGCUUGCUAAACAGAUGAUUGGAUAUAAUCUUACAACGAAGCAAACUCCAAAAGGUGGUGUUAAAGUUAAGAAGGUUAUGGUGGCAGAAGCACUAAACAUUUCCAGAGAGACAUAUUUUGCAAUAUUAAUGGAUCGAGCUUGCAAUGGACCUGUUCUCGUUGGUAGCCCACAAGGUGGGGUUGAUAUAGAAGAAGUAGCUGCAAAAACUCCAGAACUUAUUUUCAAGGAAGAAAUAGAUAUUUUUGAAGGGGUAAAGGAUACUCAAGCAGUACGGCUGGCAGAAAAUUUGGGAUUCAAAGGGCCUUUGCAGCAUCAGGCAGCUGAUCAAAUAAAGAAGUUAUACAAUCUUUUCCUACAAAUUGAUGCCACUCAGGUGGAGGUGAAUCCCUUUGGUGAAACUCCAGAAGGACAAGUGGUAUGCUUUGAUGCCAAGAUAAAUUUUGAUGACAAUGCUGAGUUCAGACAAAAAUCCAUAUUUGCCAUGGAUGACAAAUCUGAGAAUGAACCAAUAGAAAAUGAAGCUGCCCAUUACGAUUUAAAGUACAUAGGCCUGGAUGGAAACAUUGCCUGUUUUGUAAAUGGUGCUGGACUUGCAAUGGCAACCUGUGAUAUAAUUUCCCUUAAUGGUGGAAAACCUGCCAAUUUCCUGGAUCUUGGCGGAGGCGUGAAAGAAGCACAAGUAUAUCAAGCCUUCAAAUUGCUCACUGCAGAUCCCAAGGUUGAAGCAAUUUUAGUAAAUAUUUUUGGUGGAAUUGUCAACUGUGCCAUUAUUGCCAACGGUAUCACUAAAGCUUGCCGAGAGCUAGAACUGAAAGUGCCUCUAGUGGUCCGACUUGAAGGAACAAAUGUUCACGAAGCCCAGCGCAUUCUGAACGAAAGUGGACUUCCCAUUACUUCUGCAAGUGACCUUGAAGAUGCUGCUAAGAAAGCAGUGGCUUCCGUGACAAAGAAAUAAAGAGAAAUGACACCAGAGAUGACAUUCCAGAGAUGACAUUGAAGACAUGAUUUUAACCAGCCACGAGCACCGAGAUUUGGCUUAAGUGUCCUGUUAAUCACAAACUUCAAAAUAUUCAGUGGGUGAAAAGCAAACUUGGAAUUUCAUUUAUUACACAGAAGCCUUUAUUUUUCAAUAUUGGGACUGAAUGUUCUACAAGCAAAUAUGAGUAACUACUGUCAGUUGCCAUUUAGAGUUUCUCCUUUUAGGUGUUAAUUGCUUGUGAAUCCCAAUUUUUCUAAGAUGCUUUGAUGCAUCUUUAAUGUGAAAAAAGGAUAUUUGAUCGUGGUUGGCCCUUUGUUGGGGAUUGUUCUCAAGCUCUAAGGAACUACUAGGCCGAUAUCAAAGUUUAGAAAGGAGGUGCCUUUUCCAUAUCAUGUGGAGAACUUCCAAAAUUAGGGGUAUGAUGUGGCUUGGGAACCUGAUGUUUGAAAUACAAACAAUCAUAAAGUCUAAUUCAGGCAUGCCAGAAGCCUCCAGUGUGCCUCCAGUAGCUCUCUGAAUUCCAAAUAAUAUUUAAUAACAUUUUCCAAUUAGGGCUAGAGCAUCUUUAUAUUACAUAAUUGGAAAUAAAUGAAUGUAAUUAGAUUUCUACCACCAUCAUGUCAAACUUAUUAUAAAAUGCAAUGAUUGAUAUCCAAUGCGUACCUCACAUUAGAAGAACAUUCAAAAUCAUAGUUCUGUUUUUUAUUGUCCUAUAAAUUCACAUGUGAAUGCUUUAAGUGCUGAAGGAGAAUUACACACCCUAAUGUCACAUUUGGCAAUAUCCGUGAACAUAUGCAUCCAAUUAAUAUUCACUGUCUUUAGAAAUCAAUAUGUAUAGUAGCUUAAAAUAGCCUUAUCAUGAAGAAAUCUAGCGGGGUGAUUCCUUAAGGCAGGUGUCUCCAACCUUGGCAACGUUAAGCCUGGAGGACUUCAACUCCCAGAAUUCCCCAGCCAGCAAAGCUGGUUGGGACAUUCUGGGAGUUGAAGUCCUCCAGGCUUAAAGUUGCCAAGGUUGGAGACCCCUGCCUUAAGGCAUUUGUACUGUUAUUCUAAUGUUAUUAAUCAGAAUUGAUAAUAGUCAAAACUAUAAGGGAACCUGCUGUCAUCAGAAAGAAUAUGAAAAAUAAAUUGAGGAGUGAUCCCACCUAAGCACUUUUAUAUUCUGUGAAUUUAAGUGCAAAUGUUCACCAACUGCAACAUCUUCAUACUGAAGUUAAGUGGAUUUCCAAGUGCUUUAACUUUUGCUUGAUUGUGCCUUUGAUGUUUGGGAAAUAUGUAUUCACAAAGUGCAAAGGCUAUCAAAUUAAUUCACUAAUCACAUUAAAGUGUUUAAUUAACAAUGGAGUUUUGAAAUUCAAGAUACUUGUUGAAAUCAGAAGUAGGAUUAUAAACAAUGUUAUUCAACUCACAAGCCAAGAAUUUAUGUGAUUUUUAAUAAUAAAGAAUAUGAAUAUUUUUUGGUUUACUACAAUUAAACAGUAUUAAUAA